This is a messenger RNA of Westerdykella ornata, 2432 nucleotides long. RefSeq lists its product as uncharacterized. NCBI's taxonomy places the organism in Eukaryota, Fungi, Ascomycota, Dothideomycetes, Pleosporales, Sporormiaceae. The transcript has 2 exons. The record is from RefSeq and is a predicted model, not a curated record. Bases 84 to 2174 code for a protein of 696 amino acids.
UUUGCACCACACCAGAACAUACACCCAGCAUACUCAGCAAGAGCAUAUUCAAACUGGCGAAACUCACAGAAAACCCGAUCCAGAUGGAUCCCCCUUCUCCUUCCAAAUUGGCAAUGUCGCCAGGCAUGCCUCUCUUCCCCCUGAGCCCCGAGCGCGCCGCGGGCACAAAACCGCUAUACGGUAACCCAUCCACGCCUCAAUCGCCGUCACUCCCCGACCUGCGCGCAUCCCCGCUGCGCAAGCACAGAAGAGGCGACUCCAACGUGAGCGGCCUCGCUUCGAUGUUCGAGAACCUCGGAAUUCGCGACCCUAAGGAGGCCCACGAUAAGUACAUGGAAGCCUACGAGAAGCAGAAACUGAAGCACGCGAACGAGAUCAAAGAGCUAGAAAAGAAACAUGCGGAUGCGAUUGCGCGCUUGGAGAUCCGGAACGAGGAGCUCAAGGCGGCGGCGAAGGAGGCUAAGAAGGCGGUGGAAGAUACAGUGCCUCGGGAGAUUUGGGACGAGAUGCGACAGGAGCAUCGUAAGACGAUUGGCAAGUGGGAGGCGGUUGUAAGGGAUUAUGAGGUUAAGGUUAAGACUCAAGCAGAGAAACUUCACAAAUUCCACCAGGAGAACAGCAUGCUCAAAGAGAAGGUCCAGCAGUACAGGAAGAAGAACAUGGAGUACUCAAAAGAGAUAAUGAGACAGUCGAGCCAAGUACCGACGCUGCAAACCAGGAUUCAAGGCCUGGAACGCAACGCUCGCAUCGCAGAAUCCGAUCUCAAAUUCCAAACCGCAGAAGCAGACAAAUAUAAGAAUAUGGUCUAUGGCUUGCAGGUUGACCUGGAAAGCGUCGAGAUUCGCCUGAAAGAAGAGAUUCAAACGCUCAAGGACAAACUGAAGUUGGUCGAAGGCGAGCGGGAUGCGCUGAAGACGAGUUUGAAGGAGGAAGAAGUGCUACGGAUAGCGGCUGAAGGGCGAAUCCCGCUUCCUGCAAGCACUAACGAAGACGAGCAGGACGAGUUUUCAUCGCCUGUUCGAUCUCCACGCAAGCAGCAGAGUCCUGACCGCGAGGGUGACCACGUAAACGUCGCGCCGAGAAAGCUAGCCGUGGAGCUCAAGUUUGCGCAACAGGAACUUGCUGCCGAGCGCCGACUCCGCACACGCGCGCAAGAACAAAUCGAGUUCAUGAAGAUGGAGUGCCAGUUCCGCUGCUGCUCAUGCAGGAUAGCCGACAUGAAGGGAUCGAGCUUCGUCCAUGAUGGUAGCUAUGCUGCUGAAAUGGAACACAUCAAGGCUUCUGUUCCUGAGAUGACGCCGCCACCUACUAGCCAUGGAGAGGACAUGAUGGAAGAUGUGAUCAUCAAAGACGAGCCUCUGGAGAAUGCUGCACCGUCCCUUACUCCGCCACUGUGCGAAGGAGAGAGUGCGGUCCCUGGGAAGAAAGCAGCAACACCGGAAACAAGCACUGACCUUGAUCCUGAAGACCCCGGUCAAGAACCGACUCUGACCUUCUCACCGACGUCUGGCACAUUCCGUGCGGUACCCUCACCUGCCAAAGCUGCGACAUCAGGCCUUUCUAUCGCACCCGCAACUCGUUCCAACACCUCCAUCCUGUCUCUGACCAGGGAAUCUUCUGUGUGGGCUCCCGACGCAAACAGCACCGAGAUCCAUGCUGACGACGCACGUCCGUCACUUCUACCUCCUCUAGCCGAUGAUGACUUGAAGGAGAAUCGCGGCUCCCAAGUCAAGUCAAGGCGUGGGACGCAGCAGUACGACAUCAUAUAUGAAGACGCUGUGGUUUCGGACGAUGAGAACGCGGAGCCGCAAACUCCUCUCUUUGGUCCCCCGGGCCCGGCGACGCCCGGCCAGUACAUCACACGCACGAUCACUACCACUACCACGGUUCCGCUGCACUUCUCGCCCUUCACGCCGGCUGCCAAACGUGACAACCAUCCGCUCACACCUUCAACUGUUGCCCAUGCCCCCUCGAAUAUCCAGUCAAACGCGUUAGGUGAGAUCUCGCUGAACAAGCUUCCCAUCGACCGGGAAGCCGCUCUGGAAGCGAUCAGACAGCGUCGCGGCAGGGCUAGGAGCAUGGCUGCCGGACAUGUUACGCCGAGGAAGCAGAUGAUGGAGGGAGUCAAGGAACGAAGGGAUAUCAGUGCGCCCGUUGCACGCGGACGGCGAUGAAAGCGAAGGAGCAGGAACUCCGUUGCGUAUCUUAGUACUGACGGUGAGUACAGGGGGCCAGCGAGUACAUGAUAUCCGGGCGAGGUUAUAGUACUCUAGGGACCUGGGAGGUGUUUCGAUGCAUUCUGGCAUUUCAAGGCGUUUGGGCUGGUUUCGUGAAGUGGCCUUGGAUGAGAUUGGCGCAUACGGUGUUGCAGUCGAUGCGGAUCCUGUGCUGGAAUUAUUCCUUCAUUUGCGUAUAAACAAGUUUGACUCUGU